Parnassius mnemosyne (clouded apollo) is the source of this 588-nucleotide messenger RNA. NCBI's taxonomy places the organism in Eukaryota, Metazoa, Arthropoda, Insecta, Lepidoptera, Papilionidae. The record is from the annotation of a GenBank genome assembly.
AUGUUAGGGUUUCGGGCGUUUUAUAGAUUUUCGACAAUUUUCAUCACGUGCUUGUCCUUGACCGGAGGUUCAGAAGAAAGCAGCCGUGUGAAACGCGUAAGAGCAGGAGUUUCUGAAGCAGUAAGGGACCCAGCACAGGCACUUGAUGCCCCUGAACCAGAACCGGCGAGCUCUUCUGCUGGUGUUCCACCCUUCUUCCUCAGUCCCUUGGUGAAAGAAUACCUGGAACUUGGCAUGGCUAUACCUGGGAAACCAGGGACAGAUUAUCCAAUACUUGGUGCAGUACCUUACACCAACUUUUACUGCGACGAGCAACCUUAUCCAGGAUUUUUUGCUGACAUGGAAACGCGAUGCCAAGCGUGGCACUACUGUGAUAUCGACGGGCGCCAGGCGUCCUUCCUCUGCCCCAACGGUACGGUGUUCUCGCAAGGGGUGGCGUCUUGUGACUGGUGGUUUAACGUCCGAUGCGCGCUCUCACCAGCCCUGUAUCCGCUGAACGCUAGAUUAUAUCGGCGAAGAAGGAAGCCCUCUCGCCCAAAACCUCAUAGGCUGAUAGACAAGAAACUUGUCGAUGAAAUAUUUUUGUAA